UCCACCGGCUUACCGUGAACGGACUUUAUGGAUAUAUCGUCGCAUAUUUGACGAGAAAUUAAGGGAUUUAAUACUAAACAAGAGGAUUUCUUAACCAAUUGAAUUUGGGCACUUUCCCCCCCAAACGCAGGGAACUGGAUUAAUCUUCUUCAUGCAACUUUUUUGGAAAGAAACCAAGAACAUCUCGCCGGGAACUAACACAAAGAUCCGUAACAGUGACAUCGCACUCUCUCCGGUAACUGCAGGUGUUGCGUUCACUUUCGGUCCCUCCGGGGAGAUGUACCAAGGGUUCCCCGGCGACCCCGACAGCGGAUCCCGUGGAAGCUCAUCUCCAUCCAUUGAGUCCCAGUACCUUUCCUCCGUGGACUCCUUCGGGAGCCCUCCGACCACCACUGCUCCACAGGAGUGUGCGGGAGCUGGCUUGAGCAUUGUGAGCAGUGGGCCUGGGAUCAGUGCCGGAGGGGAAAUGCCCGGUUCAUUUGUGCCCACCGUCACCGCCAUCACCACCAGUCAGGACCUGCAGUGGAUGGUCCAGCCAACUCUCAUCUCCUCCCAGGCCUCUGGACAGAGUGGGACCACUGGCACCUCAACCAUGACCCAGCCAGUGUCACUGGUUGACCCAUAUGACAUGCCAGGCCCCAGUUACUCUUCAGCAUCUGGAUUCACUCCUUCAAGUUCAGAAACUCCAGGGCUAGCACCGGGCCCCAUCCGGCAGCCCAGAACCCGCAGCCGCCGCACCCGAGACGAGUCUGUGAGUGAGGAUGGAGAUGUUGAUGUGUUACUCACACCGGAGGAAGAGGAGAAGAGGCGCGUCCGGCGAGAAAGAAACAAGCUGGCUGCCGCCAAGUGCAGGAACCGACGACGAGAGCUCACAGACAGACUGCAGUCGGAGACAGACAUACUGGAGGAGGAGAAGGCAGAGCUGGAGGCUGAGAUCUCUGAGCUGCAGAAGGAGAAGGAGCGCCUGGAGUUUGUCCUGGUGGCCCACCAGCCCAACUGUAAGAUCUCCUACCAGGAGCAGCCUCAGCAAAGCUCAGAGCAGCUCCCUCCACUCCAUCCCCAGACCUUACAGCCUCCUGUCUCCAUUGUGGGCUUGACUAUGAAGGAGGACACUUUCUAUCUGCCUCCUGCCUACUCAGCCCAUCAGGCCUCCACACAGUCCCAGCUUCCGGUUCAGCAGCCGCAGCCGCAGCAAGUCCAGCAGCAGCCUCAGCCAGGGAUAAUGCAGGAGGUAGAGUUUUCUAGUUCUUUCUAUGGCUCAAGUGAGCCGGCACCUGGUGGGCCGUGCCUCAUGGCCAGCGACAGUGGUGGUGGUGGUGGUAACCAUGACGAUGCGGCCAUUGGCAGCUACAACACCUCAUACACAUCUUCAUUUGUGUUCACCUACCCAGAGGGAGCCUGCGGGGUCAGUGCCAACCAGCGGAACAGCAGUAGCGAGCAGUCAUCUGAUUCCCUGAACUCACCUUCGCUGCUGGCGCUCUGACUGACCGACAAACACACGCGCACACAUAUCAACACACACACACAUUAUGCUCGCUGGAAGUAGAGGGUGAGGCAAGUACAUGCAUAGUAGCAAGCAGUUUCACAUAGUGGGAGAAAAAAAGAAACAAUCAUGUGUUUCUGAUUGGGUUAAAGUUUACACAUAUUGAAAUGCAUUCCAAUAAAGAGCCAUAUAAACAGAGAGUUGCACACAAAAUCAAUUAAAUCAAACCUUUAACAUUGAGCUUAAAAAAGAAAACAUUUGUUCUUUAUUAUAAGAAUUUUUGCAACUGGAUAAGAUGAGGGAAUAAACACACAUAGGCAAUCCAAGUUUCCAAUCUUAAGUGUUCUGAAUGAACAAAUUAAUUCACAAUGAAUUAUUUCAAUCUUCUUCAUGUACCGUACAUUGAGUGAGAUACCACAAUUUACACUCCAACAACAAGCACUGGUGCCCCCACUGUGUUCCCUCUGUCGGUUGCCCCUUUUCCAGUACUCUUGCUCUCAUCCUUUUCCAUCCUUUUCUCCCUUCUUGUUCUUGCUGAAUGUAUUUGUACAGAUCUGAAAUAGGGACAAAGGACACUUGGUUCAGGGUCUUUUCUUGUGAGAGACAGACUGCUGAUCUCUCGCUCACCUCUAACCCUUCAUCUGCUCGACUUCCCUCUGCUUCUUCAUUUUGCUGCUUGGACUUGGCACGUUGGAGAUCUGAAUAUCACAGGCUCCACUAAAUCUUGUGCUUUUUUCUCUCGUUUUUACAAUUCUUGUGCCGUCUGCCUACCUGCCAUGCGACCCAUCUCUAGCCAACUCUUGUUUCUCCUCUUCUGUCUCUGUGUUUCUCCCUCUCUCUGAAGUCUUCAACCCCUGAGAGCCCGAAGACCCCCGAGAGCCCUUGGGACCUUGAGUGAAUGCCAGCCCAACUAACACGCGCCCUUUGCACCUUCUCAUACAAGGACAUGGACGCAACCCCCACCCCCUCACACUCCCCCAAACAGAAGAACCUUUUUCUGGAGCACAUUGCCCAGAGCGGAUCCUUACAGUGAACAGCAGCUGAAUACUUUCACACACGCACAUAGACGCAUGGAAGAUGGAUGCCACUGUCUUCUGCUGAGCCAUUUAACAAUGUUCACACAAUGAAGAUUAAGACAGAUCUCAUGUUGUGAGGCUGGUUAAAAGUGAGGAUGAAGAGAGAGUUAGAGAGAGAGACGUGUGUCAUAGCAGCGCGCCGGCUCCGUGUUCUGCCAGCCUGUUUGCUCCAAAUCAAUCAGAUGUGAACCGAUGCCUUUUAUCUAGAGGAGGGACAGGUUUUUUUGUAGUGAUUCAGACAACCUCUAAACAUUGGGCUCAGUGGUCUCUGCACCUCCCCUGUUCUCUCAGCAGAGAUGAGGUGGGGGUGCGUUUAUUAUGAGUGUGUCCGCUCUGAGGCACCUGGCCCGUUUAUUUCUUUCUUUAUGGAGGUUGAUGCGGCGAGUGAGCACAAAGCAAGACCUGGAAACAAAAGGGGAGAACAUGCGGGCCGAUGUUGUUGAGUGAUCGUCCUUUCUUCGCCUGUGAAUUUGUACAAUUUGUUUUUCUUGUAUGUUUGAGUGAGAACUGUUAUAUAUUUUAAUGUUCAUGUUUGUUAGUGCGUUUGAUUGUUUUUGCAUUGACCUCUGCUUUCACUUGUACUGUUGCCAUUUCUUUUUUGUUUGUUUGUUUAUUUGUUUUUAAUCGGGAGGUUUACUCACAACUGUUACUAUUAUUGUUGCAUUGUAACUAUUGUUUCAUUAUUUUAUUGUAUUUUCAUUUGGCAACUUUUGGAGGCAUGUUGUGCACUACAAGGGUUUUUCUGUGUCAAAAAAAAUUCUAAUUCUAAAUCUAUAUGCAUAUACAUAUAUACAGGUAUAUAAGUGUAUGUGCCAUGAUUGUAAAGUAUGAAUGUCUGCAGAUCUUAAAUGGGAUAUUUUUGUCAAUGAAGAACAAGACAAGAUGUUUCUGAGGUUUAGUUUUAAAAGAAAUAUUUUUCUAAAGGAACAAAAAAAAAAAAAUUAUGCCCUGUCCCUUAACAUGAAGCACGAUGUCACUGCCUCUCUCAAUGUGUAUUUAUGUUUUAUAAACAGUAUAAAGCACUAUCCAAGACAAAGUAGAUGUAUGUUUAUAACUAUGAUGUUAGAAGGUUGUGGUUACACCUUUGUUUUGUUUGUUUGUUUUUCUCUGUGAGGUCUGUCCCAAAGCUACUGACACCUUAAUGCCACUUGAUCUCUUGCAGAAGCAAAAUGAGGAAAAAAAAGUAGUGUGAUUGAAUGUCAAUACACAUAUUAUAAGUGUUCAGAUGACAACAUAAUAACUAACCAGUUUCAUUUAAGGACAAAGUAUUUUAUAUUCAGUAUGCAUUUCUGCCCAGUGUAAACAUAUCACUCAAUAACAAUGUUAUUUCCUAACUGAAAUGUGUAUUUAAAGGAUAAUCACAGUUUUAUCCUUGAUAUUAACAUUAUCAUGCUAAAGUUUAUCCUUUCUUGUACUCAGAUAUGUUGUCUAAUUGAGGUUUAAAAAAAUAAUUGUGAUUGUAUUUGCUGGAUAAGAAGCUUUAUUUUCA
Messenger RNA from Scomber scombrus (Atlantic mackerel), 4048 nucleotides. RefSeq names its product FBJ murine osteosarcoma viral oncogene homolog B (gene fosb). Gene Ontology annotation, biological process: regulation of transcription by RNA polymerase II. Gene Ontology annotation, molecular function: RNA polymerase II cis-regulatory region sequence-specific DNA binding; DNA-binding transcription factor activity, RNA polymerase II-specific. The transcript is spliced from 5 exons. Gene Ontology annotation, cellular component: nucleus. Lineage: Eukaryota; Metazoa; Chordata; Actinopteri; Scombriformes; Scombridae. Bases 152 to 1483 code for a protein of 443 amino acids. The record is from RefSeq and is a predicted model, not a curated record.